Branchiostoma belcheri (Belcher's lancelet) is the source of this 2462-nucleotide messenger RNA. RefSeq names its product mucin-2-like. NCBI's taxonomy places the organism in Eukaryota, Metazoa, Chordata, Leptocardii, Amphioxiformes, Branchiostomatidae. The record is from RefSeq and is a predicted model, not a curated record. Bases 309 to 2462 code for a protein of 717 amino acids. The transcript is spliced from 5 exons.
CUAUCACAACAGUGGGAACUACACAGGCUGCAACUACAACUACACAACCUAUCACAACGGUGGUAACUACACAGGCUGCAACUACAACUACACAACCUAUCACAACAGUGGGAACUACACAGGCUGCAACUACAACUACACAACCUAUCACAACAGUGGGAACUACACAGGCUGCAACUACAACACAACCUAUCACAACGGUGGUAACAAAACUGGCUCCAACCACAGCGGCAGAGACCACACAGCCUCCAACAGUGGUCGAAACUAGAGAUACAACAUUGGUAAUAACUACACCGUCGCCAUCGACAAUGGAUAAAACUACGGAGACACCAUCCACGAUGGAGACUACAGCCUCUACAACAAGAGUAAAAACUACCAAAUCUACAACUAUGGAGAAAUCUACACAGGCUGCAACCACAACUGAAGCUACAAGACCUAAAACCACGGUGACAGCAACACAAAUUCAAACCACAGCAGCAAGUACAACGCCUGAAACAACAGUGACAACUCUGAUGACUUCAACCAUAUCACAUGCUACGCAGCCUAUUACAACGGUGACAACUGCAAAGGCUCCAACCACAGCAAAAACUACACCGCCUAUAACAACGGUGAAAACUACACCGGUUCUAACUACAGUAGAAACUACACAGCCUCCAACCACAGUAAGAGACACAACAUUGGUAGAAACUACACCAUCACCAUCUACAGUUAAAACUACACAGUCACCAACGACAAUGAAAACUACAGCCUCGACAACAACACUAAAAUCCACACAGACUCCAACCUCAGCGGAAGCAACACAGCCUGCAACUAUAAUGGAAACUACACGGUUUACAACUGCGGCUAAAACUACACCACCUUUGACAACGAGUGGCCAAAGCACCUUAACAACAUCAGAAACCUCCCAAGCUUCGACAGAGAUGAUGGCGACAUCAAGUACGGGGGAGACUUUGUCGCCUACAACAAGUGCCGCUUCUACCAUGCAGCCGACGAUAGCUUCUUCAACCACAGGAAAGUCUACAAAUGCUGCUAUAUCUACAAUCCAACCAUCAACUAUCUAUGCCACAACGACGGGACUGACAACAAAAAUUACAACAUCCCAAGCAACUUCAACAUCAGCUUUGUCAACGCAAUCACGAACAGUGUCAUCUACAUCUGAAGAGCAAACAACGACUCUGAUUAGCACAAAACGGUCCACUACAGACUUUGACACGACGGUGCUUAAUACAGAGGAACUGCCUUCUUCGGAGGGGGUUUCAACAGUGGGGUCAUCCACACAGUCAUCAACUACCUUGCAGGUAUCAACCGGAUUCCCCACAACAGAACGUCCUCUCCCUACGUUUGAAACGACAACAGUGCCAUCCACAGCUGUAGAGCAAACAACGGAUAUGACGACCACGAAACCGUUAACCACGGAAUCUUACAAGACAAUGCUUAAUACAGAAGAACCGACUACUUCGGACGUUUCAACAGUGGGGUUAUCCACACAGUCAUUAUCUACAGUGCAGGGGUCGACAGCAACUCCCACAACAGAGCAUCAUCUCACUACCUUUGAGUCGACAACAGUACUACCUACAACUGAAGAGCUAACAACAGCUGUAGUAAGUACUGAACCGUCAACUACAGAUUCUGACACGACGGUGGUGUUUAGUACAAAAGAAACGACUACUUCGGACCAAGUUUCAACCGUAAGGUUAUCCACAGAGUCAUCAACUACCGUGCAGGGGUCGACAGAAUCUCCCACAACAGAGCAUCAUUUCAGUACCUUUGAACCGACAUCCUUACUUUCGACAACUGAAGAGCAAACUACUGCUGUGACAACCACCGAACUGUCAACUACAGACUCUGACACGACGGUUCCUAUUACAGAAGAACCGACUAUUUCGGAGAAGGUUUCAACAGUGGAAUCAUCCACACGGUCAUUAUCUACUAUGCAGGGGUCGACAGCAACUCCCACAACAGAACAGACUUUCAGUACCUUUGAACCGACAUCCAUAUUGUCGACAACCGGGGAGCAAACCAUGGCUAUCACCGAUGUCUACUCAAGAAGUUCCGUCGCAGGACACAUCUACUCUCUUGUAAUAACGUCCUUCGCAAGCGGAAGCCUCAUCGUGGAUACGACCAUCACAGCUGACCCAGACGCUAGUCUCACAGCAGACGCCAUGGAGCAGGCCUUCAUUGAGUCUCUGGGGGCUGACAUGGACAUGCACGCAGGUCUACGACAAUGCCCAAUGCCAGGCACCAGUAGUGACAACAACAGAAGAAAACAUCGCAACGCUACCUUUAACAACUACACAGCCUAUCACAACGGUGGGAACAACAAAGGCUACAACCACUUUAGAAACUACACAGCCUCCAACAGUGGUGGCGUCAACUGCUGCAGAGACCUUGUUGCCUACAACAAAUGCCGCUUCUACAAUACAGCCGACGACGGAUGGUUCAACUCUACAGCCAACAACUGA